Mandrillus leucophaeus (drill) is the source of this 838-nucleotide messenger RNA. RefSeq names its product chromosome unknown open reading frame, human C14orf132. The transcript is spliced from 3 exons. The record is from RefSeq and is a predicted model, not a curated record. Lineage: Eukaryota; Metazoa; Chordata; Mammalia; Primates; Cercopithecidae. The coding region runs from base 130 to 474 and encodes 114 amino acids.
UGCGGGCACCGGACGCUAGCUGCUCCGCCCGAUCCCCGCCAACUGUGCAGGCUGCUGACCCGCAGCGGCAGCUGCAGCAGCGAGGACCCGAGCGCGGGCGGCAGCAACAGCCGCGGCGACAGCGACACCAUGGAUCUCUCCUUUAUGGCCGCGCAGAACAAAGACAAAUCCCGGAUUUCUCCAUCCGUCUGGGGCCCUAGAGAAGACCCAGAGCUGGCUCCAGGGAAGGGCUGCAUUUGGCUUGGGAGACUGCCCAUGAUGGGAGGAGCUUUCAUGGACUCGCCCAACGAGGACUUCAGCACCGAGUACUCCCUGUUUAACUCCUCUGCCAAUGUCCACGCAGCUGCCAACGGCCAGGGCCAGCCAGAAGAUCCUCCUCGGUCCUCCAACGACGCGGUCUUGCUAUGGAUUGCCAUCAUAGCCACGCUGGGGAACAUCGUGGUGGUGGGUGUGGUGUACGCCUUCACCUUCUGAGGACGGCGCACCCUCCACCACCAUGGGGUGAGGCUUGGCACGUAGCUCUGACUUGCUGUUGGCCUUUGGCUGCUCUCAUGUUCUAGAACCAGGAGUUUUGACCAGAGGCAGCAGCCAUCCUUCUGGAAUUUCCCCCCAGCAGCCCUGAUUUCAAAUAUCCCACGUUGUGGUCAAGCUGAGUCAGAAGACAUGGAAGUAUGGGCCUCCCACCCCUAGAGGCGUGAUGGGGCAAGGCCUUCGGAGGGCAGAUUGGGGAUCCUUGAAACUACAUUCCAGGAACAGGAGACUAGAUGGAACAGCUAGUUAGGUUUAAAACAUAGGCACGGUUUGAUGGUCGCUUGCUGGUGGUAAAUAAUCACUCGUG